Molecule: messenger RNA, 5288 nt
Organism: Lucilia sericata (common green bottle fly)
Lineage: Eukaryota; Metazoa; Arthropoda; Insecta; Diptera; Calliphoridae
Gene: mahj
Product: protein mahjong
Biological process (GO): protein ubiquitination
Cellular component (GO): Cul4-RING E3 ubiquitin ligase complex; nucleus
Molecular function (GO): protein binding
Source: RefSeq, a predicted model, not a curated record
AGUGAUAACAAUUUGCAAGUAAAAAGAAAACAACGGAACAAUUGCAUCGGAAACGCAAAAAAAAAUCCACAAUUAAACGUGUCUACUGCCAAGAAAAAAAAAAAACACAAGCAAAUCCAAUCUAUGAAGAAAAACUGUACAAUUUACGGAAAUUAUAAGUAACAAGAUUAAAGCAAAGAAUUUCUUAAAUUGUUGUGAAAUUGUUUUUAACUACCAAAAAACAAAUUACGGAUAUAAAACGAAAAAGAAAGAGUGGAAAAUUUGCUAAACAAGUGUUAGGUUAGAAACGAAUAAUCAAAGAGGAAUUGAAAAAAAUAAAAGUGUUUAGUAAUAAAAAAAGCCAAAAAAAAACGUAUAACAACAACAACAGCUAAAACAAAAACAAUGACAAACAAUAGAGAAGAAUUGCCAAUGCAACAACAACAACAAAACGAUAACAAUGAGCAAUUACCCGAACCACAAGCAGAAGCUGGUGGAGGAGGUGAAGAACAACAGCAGCAGCAGGCAAAUGAACAAGAAGAGCAACAGGAGGAGCAGGUAAAUAUGGAAAUUGAUGACCAACAGCAGCAGCAACAGCAAGAACAGCCAAACGAUGAUAAUAAUGAAAAUCAAGAUGCCGCCGCGGCAAAUGAAGAUGCCCAAGCCGAAGGAGCAGAUGGUGAAAAUCAAAACUCAGAUGCUGAAGAUGAUGACAAUGGAGCAGCAGCUGCUGAUCCAUUUUAUGGCUUCGAUGAAUCUGAACCCAAUUUAGAGGAAAAAGAUAUGGCUCAAGUCUUACAAUUUUGGGAAUCAAAACAUACUACAUCGGGCUUUGAUCCCGUACCAAUAUUAAAAAGAUUGGCUGAAAUUUUCGAAAAAGAAAAAGAGAUUUACAUGCGUAAAGAUCCAGAUCCAUUCGAUGAACGUCAUCCCUAUCGUACUGAUCCCAGCUGUCAAUUUGGUUUCCUUCUCAAACAACUAUUUCGCAAAGAUCAUUUUAUGAAAAAGUUGGUUAAUGAUUAUUUGCGUGAUAACUAUUUCACAAGGCAAAACAUCCAGAGUUCUUAUGAAUUAAAUAUUUUAGCUUUACGUUUAAUUUUGGUCAUCAUGCCGGGCCUAGAAACAACAGCUGUUUUUCAGGUGGAAUUUGAUAAUCUCAUUAAUCGUAUUUAUGGUUGGGCUGAAGAUAGUAUUGAACCUUUACAAAGUUAUGCCACAGGUUUAUUGGCUGCCGCUAUGGAGGUUACCGAUAUAGCCAUAACAUUUCGUGAUAUGAAUACACGUUUAGUGCCCAAAAUGAUUAAACGUUUACAUAUGCUACAGGCUAUACACAAAACCAUUUUACAGCCUCCCUCCACUACAGAAGUACCUUCUGCCAAUAACUCGAUAGAUAGUUCUAUAGGCUGUAGUUCAAAUAUGGAACGUAUACUGCCUUCUUGGAUGGCCGGCUCAGCACCUCAAUCACCUCAACGUUUAGAUGACAGCACAGCUAGUGCACGUUGUCACAAUAGCAGUGCUUUGGAUACCUUUGUUAACACUUCCAACUUGUCCACCCUACUGGAAAAUAGCCGUGAUGCUUUUCCCGCCAACAAUGCUGGUCGUUAUUACAAGAAAAUGUAUAUUUCCAUACAUCCACCUUCAGCGGAGACCAGUCAAAUGUUAAUAUUACGUUAUCUUACCACCAUGGGUGAAUAUCAGGAGUUUUUGGGUUUGGUAUUCGAACACAAUGCCAUGCAAUUGAUUUUCGGUUAUAUUGAAAAUUUGGAUAGACGUGAUACAUGUCUGGCCUUUGAAGCCCUCAAAUAUUUGGCUUCUCUGCUGUGUCAUAAGAAAUUCGCCCUGGAAUUUAUUUCCCAUGGAGGUUUAGAGCGCAUUUUAAAAGUUCCUCGCCCUAGUAUUGCCGCUACUGGAGUUUCUAUUACCUUAUAUUAUUUGGCUUAUUCGGAAGAUGCCAUGGAACGUAUAUGCACCAUGCCCAAAUAUAUAAUCACCGAAUUGGUUAAAUAUGCUUUAUGGAUAUUGGGUCAUUCCUAUGAUUCGGGUAAAUGUCAUGCUACCAUGUUCUUUGGCCUAAGUUUUCAAUUUAAAGUCAUGUUAGAUGAGUUUGAUGCUCAAGAUGGUUUAAGAAAACUAUACAAUGUGAUUUCGGUUUUGAAAAUCCUUAAUCCCUCCAAUAAUGAUGAUGACGAUAAUAAUGAACUGAACGAAGAUGUGGAAUGUGCUUCCCGCCAAAUGGUGCGUCAUGUUUGUGUGGCUUUAAAGCGUUAUAUGGAAUCCCAUCUUUUCUAUAAAUACAACAACUUUAUGUGUCAACAAUAUCCGGUAUCAAGUGAAUUUAAUCGCAACAUUACUAAAGCUGCCAAAUCUACGGUAGAACAAAUCAAUGAACAGAUACGUACGCUUCAAGAAAAUACCUCGGUAAGAGCCCAUUGGGCUCCUGUAGAUCAGCUCUUGAAAUUGGGUGGCAUAACUUUACUGCUAAAGAUUAUUGCUUUCUCUUAUGAUUGGAAUAAUGGUGGCCGCUCGGAAACGGUGCGUACUGCUUUAGAUGUUCUCUCUAUAUGCUGUGUUAUACCACGUGUUUACGUGGCCUAUUGUGAUCUAUUAGAAUUGCCCGAUCAUGUCACUACUUCGGGUAUUUAUUCCAUAUUGGGCGCUGCUGCUGGUGAUAUAGUGCCCGAUGCAGAUGUACAAAAAUCUGCCUUGGCAGUGCUAUGUAACUGUGUUUGCUCUCCUAUAGCCAGGAAAGAACCUAAUAGUCUUAUCAAAUGCUUUGGUUCCUCCAAGAAAAAUAAACAUAAUAACAAAUACAGCGAGGAACUAGUGGAAAAAGUAUGGGAAUCAGUUUGUUCCAACAAUGGCAUUAUUGUUUUACUUUCCCUUAUGCAAAUAAAAACACCCAUUACCGAUGCUGAUUGCAUACGCGGCAUGGCCUGUCGUGCUUUAGCAGGUCUAGCACGUUCAGAACGUGUCAAACAGAUUGUAGGCAAACUGCCUCUAUUUGCCAGUGGUCAAAUACAAACUUUAAUGCGUGAUCCUAUACUACAGGAGAAAAGAGCUGAACAUGUUAUAUUCCAGAAAUAUGCCUUGGAACUACUAGAGCAGGUUUCGGGUAAAACUAAACCAUUCAGUCAUCAACUGGAUCCCACCUUGGCCAAUAUACACAAGGCCAAUAUAAUAGCACAAACCAAAAUACAAUAUAACGAACAGCAGCUAUAUCAAUUGAUCUAUGAUCAUUUGGAAUCUAAAGGACUUUCACAAACCGCCCAAAUGUUGCAAAAAGAAGCUGGUCUACAGCUGCCCUCAACAACCACCAAAAGUUUUCAUCAAUCGCCGUUUGAUUAUAAGGUAUUGCCCACUAGUUCUAUAGCACGUAAUCGUUUGCGUAAUCGUAUGCAGGAUGUUAAUCAAGCUAUAAACAGUGCUACCAAUCAAACACCACCUAGUAGUAGCUCAGCAACUAAUAGUGGAGAAUUGUUAAAUGGCAGUUUUAGUGAAGACCAGGUCAUGAAUACAGUGACCCCCAUUAAAUUGGUCAAGAAAAUGGAGAAAACAAAUCCACCCUCUAGCACUACAUUAAACACUACCAACAGUGCGGUGCCCAAGUCAACUUUAAACAAUGCUAAUCAACAAAGAUCUUUGCAAAAACAAAUUUCCGUAGUGGAUCCCAAUAGCUUAAUGGAAGUUGGCUCACCACCUUCUACUACGGGUAUUUCUUUGGGUACCAUUGUCACUGAAUACUUAACAAAUCAACAUGCUCUUUGCAACAAUCCCAUGACUACUUGUCCUCAAUUCGAUUUGCUUACACCUCACAAAUGUCCCGAUCCCAAACCCAAUCGUGUUUUAGGCGACAAUCUUAAUGUAACCAAUCGUUUCUUUAGAGCACAAGCCGGCUAUAAUACCCGUAAAAUGAAUAGACGUUUUGUGCAUUCCUACUUUGCUCCUUGGCGUACUAUACGUUCUACCGAUAGUAAUGAAAUCAACUUUUCCUCCUGUCAUAUUGUACAAAAUUCCGAUCUUCUACUGGUGGGCACCCAUCAGGGCGAGGCUAAGGCCUUUAAUAUUAAUCAUGCCACGGAAGAGUUUUCCUCUCGUUGUCAUAGUUAUAUUAUUGAUUCUAUACAAUCGAAUCGUACCGGAGACUUGGUGUUAACUUCAGCCAGCUGGCGUUCCCCUUUAAGUGUUUUGUGGUCUAUUAAGGAUUCAGAUUUUGUGUCGAAAAUACAAUUUAAUGAUGAGUUUUAUUGUGAAUUUAGUAAAUUGUCACAGGACAAAAUCAUAGGCACACAAAAUGAUUGUUGUACUAUUUAUGAUAUAGCCAAGGGUCAACUGAUAUCAACAUUUACACCUACAUUGGGUAAUCAAUAUAGUAAAAAUCGUGCUACCUUCUGUCCCACCGAUGAAUUGGUAUUAUCAGAUGGUGUUCUUUGGGAUGUGAGAUCUGGCAAAGAAAUACAUAAAUUUGAUAAAUUAAAUCAAUCCUUAUCAGGUGUCUUCCAUCCAAAUGGUUUAGAGAUUAUUUCCAAUACAGAGGUAUGGGAUUUGCGCACAUUCCAUUUGCUGCAAACGGUACCGGUGUUGGAUCAGUGUCUCUUGAAAUUCUCUCCCCUCAACACUAUAUAUGGCAUACGUUUGGAAAUGGAAUACCGCAACGAUUUCGAUGAUACAACCAAUUACGAUACCAGCUUUAAGGUUCUAGAUGCCUACGAUUAUUCCUCGAUAUCGACCAUAGAUGUUAAACGCAGCCUAUUUGAUUUGAGUGUCAAUGGUAAUGGCAGUCUAAUAGCUUUGGUGGAGGAUCAACCCUCAUACGAGACGAAAUCCGAAACAUUUGUGAAGAUAUAUUGUGUGGGCAUGAAGAAAACCGAACAAGACGAAGAGGAAGAUGAAGAGGAGUGUGAGUCCGACGAGGACAAUUCAGACAGUGAUGCCUCAGGCAAUGUAUUUGGUUUACGAUCUGAUGAUCAAAUGCGUAAUGGCAGAAGACGCCGCAAUCAAGAAGAUGAUGAUGACGACGACGAUGAUGAUGACGAUGAUGAUGAUGACGACGAUGAUGACGAUGACGACGACGAUGAUGAUGACAAUGACGACGACGAUGAUGAUGGUGGCUGGAUAGAUAUUGAUAUGGAUGAUGAUGAUGAAGAUAUACCCUUAAAUAAUUUCCGUUUUAUUGAUUAGAAUUUGAAAUACACUUCAACUCCUUCCUCUCAACUACCAACUACCUAGUCUAUCUUCUUCUUCUGCCAGGUGUAAAUGAUAGCAACUUUAUUUUGGUCACACAUUUGUUUGUUAAAUGUUAACAAAAAAAA